UAAACUUUACCACUUUUUAAUAGACUUUCAAUAACGCUAUGAUGAGGUAUUGCUUGGGUAUUGGUGUUUUUAUCUGCAUCUGUAUUUGUGUACGGGCUCCAAAUGUUCCUUUAUACUGCCCUCUGAACUCGGGCCAGUUGGAGGCAUUUUCAGCAUGUGUAAGAAAAACAGCACCUGGCUUCUACGCUAAUGCAUGGGACUCGUGUUCUAAAAGAAUUAUGCCGGAUGCUGAUGACGCCACGUUAUUGCGUGCAACCUGCUCGGCGGACGAAACUGUUAAAGCUCAGAUGGCAGCAUGUUUGCGACCGAACGUGGAAGAUAUAAGCGAGUUACAGAAGGCAAUGGUAAACUGCGUGAAUAAAGUCUAGAAGAAAGCUAACUAUGACAGAUGGAACAAGUCGAAUCUUGAGUUGGAAUACAAUAAAUGGAACAUCAAGUUCACUGGUCUAAUAACAUUAAUUCCUCCUAUAGUGUGUUCAUAUUUUAAAACUUUGAAGCGACUUUUCAGAUCACAGGAUUAUUAUUUUUGUUGUCUUGCAAAACAUUCAGUGUUAUUUGAAAAUAAAAUAUUCUGAAACU
This is a messenger RNA of Limulus polyphemus (Atlantic horseshoe crab), 579 nucleotides long. RefSeq lists its product as uncharacterized. The record is from RefSeq and is a predicted model, not a curated record. NCBI's taxonomy places the organism in Eukaryota, Metazoa, Arthropoda, Merostomata, Xiphosura, Limulidae. The transcript is spliced from 6 exons. The coding region runs from base 39 to 368 and encodes 109 amino acids.